AUGUCGAUCCCUGUCUUCAAACCAUUCAUGCGCAAUGGUUACCUCACUGCCACUGAUGCUUUCUGUGUGGCUACAUAUGGCCACCGAGUCAUCAUGACUCCCAACAUGAAGUUCAUUCCCCAACCCUUUGACCACGAAUCCGACAUAGUGCAAGCGGGUUUUGCAAUCCCAUACCGGGAAGCCUAUAUGGAUGACGCAAGCAUGAUGUACACGUGGUUCAGACCAACUUUCUCCAGUGACUUCAUGCCCCUUACUCCCAGUAGUCUCUUUGGUCAGCUCAAGACCGACAUUGAGAAGGCCAACAAGUGGGUUACCAGUUACAAGGUUGCAAGGAUGCAUAAGGAGGAUCAUGUUGUUGGGUGGGUACAUGCAAUGCGCGCUGUAUACGAGCGUUUCCAGCAAGCCAUGGCCUGGCGCGACAUCAUCAUAAUUGUUGCUGAAUAUUAG
Suillus subalutaceus is the source of this 447-nucleotide messenger RNA. RefSeq lists its product as uncharacterized. The record is from RefSeq and is a predicted model, not a curated record. The transcript is spliced from 4 exons. The coding region runs from base 1 to 447 and encodes 148 amino acids. Lineage: Eukaryota; Fungi; Basidiomycota; Agaricomycetes; Boletales; Suillaceae.